UCGCACAGUGCCACCUUCCUCGCAGCUGAUAUUAAGCGUGUGAUUGAGACGUUGAAGUUCGCUACAUUUGCUGCGGCGGUCACCGACAACACCAGCACAAACCAGUUGGUGUGGCAAACGCUGCAGAAGGAUUUCCCGCAUGCGUUCUUCCAUGGCUGUAUCUCUCCCGUCAUCCAUCUGAUCGUGAAUGACCUCGUCGCCAGUCUGCCUUGGCUCCAGAAGCUCGAAGAGAGCUGCAGGAAGCUGGUGCGAUUCUUCAAGAAGAACCAAAUGCUGUGG
Molecule: messenger RNA, 279 nt
Organism: Phytophthora sojae
Lineage: Eukaryota; Oomycota; Peronosporomycetes; Peronosporales; Peronosporaceae
Exons: 1
Source: RefSeq, a predicted model, not a curated record